CUCUGAAGAGUCUGCAGUUAUAGGAAGCGAACAAACAGGAGCGCCUUUCAAUCGUAAUUGGAACCGCAGGGGCCUGACCAACGUCCGUGUUCAAGCACUCCUUUUCCCAUAACCAUCAUUCUUCGAGAGUGUCUCCGUCUCUAUAAGAGAAACACAAUAGCCUGUAUAUGCGAUGACAGAAUAACACAUUGAGGUCGAUUCUUGUCACGAAGCAAUUCCUGACCGAUGAAAUCUCAUUUGUACGACACAAAAGCAUAGAAAAGCGAAACAGGCAGGAGAGAAGCGCCCUGAGAUGAGAUCUCGGAUCACCCACGAGGGAGGAGCAAAUGUCGCAAAUUGCCGAUAACGAUCAGCCAGCGGGAGUGAUGGUAUUCUUUCAGGAUAAGAGACUAAUAAGAGAUUCGCAUAUAACUUUUCUUACAAACUCUACGUACUCGACGACGCGCGUCUUGCUAAAUUCAACUUUGGAUGAUUUCUCGCGAUGCAGUGUUCAACGUACACACGCUUAUGCGGCCGCAUGUCGACAGGUGCUUAAAAAGAAAUUACACGAUUUCGUCACAAUGUAUACGCGCAGAUAUUAGGUAGUUUGGAGUGGUGUAUUAAAAUAAAUACCAUUCUCUCUCGGAGAUUUAUUAUGCCUGGUUGUUACAUCAGGCUCCUUUUGGAGUUCUAUAACGAAGCCAACAAGCACGAACCGACGAGACGAGCGAGACUGAUAACAGCGGUAACUCAGCAAGAGCGAGUAUCCGUCUUUCAAGCACUGAAAUCAUAGAAACCAGCUAUAUUGUGCGCCCGCAAGAAAAGUUUCACAUUCAAUUUGUUCCUUCCGCGUUUCGCAGUAAUCGCUCGCCAAUGACUUCCCCCUUCUCCUCCUCUGCAUCCGCCUCUUUCCCUUCUUCAAUAACUUCCAUCCUCACUUUCUAGUGCACCAUCACCAUCCCUCGCACCCUUAUCCGGAUCCACUUAAAUCGAAACGGGCACCAAGAUACCGACUCACAGGUAUAGGAAGGGGACUGGCUCCAUGGAGUCUUCCAACCAAUGACGACCUCGUACUCUCGUCUCUUCGCCUCCGCAUUCCAGUCUCCGCGAACCAAUAAGAGAGACGCGCUAGUUCUCGCAGUGGGGCGAGCAUGGCGCUUCCACCCCCAAAAUGGCUGCGAAAUCGCGCGGGCAUUAGGCAGCCCGUUCAAAAUAAACGGGCGGAUUAAUUUGAGGGGGGUCGCGGGAACAAGUGCAGAGGGUAUACAAGCGCGUGCACCUCCCCCUCCGAUCGUAUGCUAACUUUCCGAGCUUUCCUAUAUGUGCGUUUUCAUCUCCGCGUGUUUGUCUCGCAUAUUCUCGUCGGCGAUAAGGACGGUGGUAUCGAAGUUCGCGGACGCUUCCGGUCAAUCGCGACGGACGUCGGCGACGCAGAACGACGCCAAGUGUUCGUACGGUAGCAUGAAAAUCGGGCCUCCCUCUCGCGAUGCGAGCGUGUUGAUGCAUUUCCUGCAAACUUGUCGCGGUUAAUUGUUAUUGUUUCGUUUGUAAUCUCGAUUGAGGAUUGUGAGCGUCGUGAGUGCGUUAUUUCGCUGAUGGCGAUGAUGCAGGAGCACAAGUCGUUCUUGAUCAGAGAUCUUCUGGGAGAUGUAUUGACCGAGCGUGUUCAAGAAGAUUCGGAGGACGAUUCGGCCGUUCAUUCGGAUUCUGAGGAUACCAUUGAUCCUGGCAGUAGUCCUUGCGCGCGUCUAGAAAGUCCUUCAUCAGCGCAUUCGCCGUCACCAGGUCCGGCGACUACAUCUGCAAAGUCUUGCGGAGUAACCGCCAAUAAUGCACCACCAACUAAUAGAAAACCACGAAGACGACGAACCGCUUUUACUCACGCUCAACUGGCUUACCUCGAGAGGAAAUUUCGUUGUCAGAAAUAUCUCAGCGUGGCAGAUCGUAGCGAUGUCGCUGACGCCUUAUCACUUUCAGAGACGCAAGUGAAGACCUGGUAUCAAAAUAGAAGAACGAAAUGGAAGCGGCAAAAUCAGCUACGAUUAGAGCAGUUGCGCCAUCAAGCCACUGUCGAGAAGGAUCUUUUGGUACGCAGCGUCGGCCUGCAUCACGGCAGCAUAGAUGCUUAUUGCUCUCCAUAUAAUACACAAACGCAAACUAGUCAUCCGCCGCCGCCGCCGCCACCGCCGCCACCGGCACCGUCCACCGCUUCCACGGCGGCGUUUCUCUCGACGGCAGCCGCGCUCUUCCGAAAUGUCACCUACGUCCAUGGCUGCCCGCUCUAACACGCGUGAUUUCAAGAUCAUUCCUGGGUCUAAAGAGAUCCCUCCACCUCCGAACAAACAUUUCGACAAACUACUUGUGUCGUGAGUGCUAUAUAAACUAACUUAAAGUGUUUAAAAAUUUUUUUAAUCGCCUUGGAAUUUUCUUAACAAAUUGAUUUACAUAAUAACGAAUAACAAAAAGUGCUGCCCACACGUACAUAUUACAGUUUCUUUUCUUUCGUUAAGUGAUUAUAUUUUUUCUUAUUACGCGUUUAGAACCUGUAUAUUGUUCUUGCAUAAAAAUUAGGAUGAGAAAUAAGGGGGUAACAAAAAUUGAAUGAAUUGUAUUCAUUCUACAUUGAUCACAUGUCUGCACAUUUAAAUUAGCGUAUCUCGGUGUUUAUAAACAUUUCUGUGCUCGAAAAAUUGUAUCGUGAUCAUUUGUCUGACAUUUCCUUUCGCGAGUAUUAAAUGAGGAUUAAACAAAGAUGUAAAUAUGUAAUUAUUAGGAGUUAAUCGAUAGUCGUAGCUGCUUAUUCCUUUCCAUAAAACGUUUAAUAUAUUAACAUUUUACAAAAGUUUACGUCUUCUAUUCAAUGAGUAACAGAAUUUCUAUAUAAUCGAUAUUAUACACAUAUUAGAAUGUUACAAUAUCGUUUUGAUGUAAUACUU
This is a messenger RNA of Camponotus floridanus (Florida carpenter ant), 2915 nucleotides long. Its product is annotated as barH-like 1 homeobox protein. Gene Ontology annotation, biological process: regulation of DNA-templated transcription. Bases 1575 to 2264 code for a protein of 229 amino acids. Lineage: Eukaryota; Metazoa; Arthropoda; Insecta; Hymenoptera; Formicidae. The transcript is spliced from 6 exons. The record is from RefSeq and is a predicted model, not a curated record. Gene Ontology annotation, molecular function: DNA binding; DNA-binding transcription factor activity, RNA polymerase II-specific.